UUGUGCUCAGCGAGGUCCCCCCGGAGCCACCAUGGGCCGACGCCCAGUGCAUUGUUACAGAUACUGCAAGAACAAGCCCUACCCCAAGUCCCGCUUCUGAAGGGGUGUCCCUGACCCCAAAAUCCGCAUCUUCGACCUUGGGAGGAAGAAGAUGAAGGUGGACGAGUUCACACUUUAUGGGCACAGGGUGUUGGAAGAGUACGAGCAGCUCAGCUCGGAGGCGCUGGAGGCCGCCCGCAUCUGUGCCAACAAGUACAUGGUGAAGAGCUGUGGCAAGGACGGGUUCCACAUCUGCGUGCGCCUGCACCCCUUCCACGUCAUCCACAUCAACAAGAUGCUUUCCUGCACCGGUGCCGACAGGCUGCAGACAGGGAUGUGUGGCACCUUCAGGAAGCCGCAGGGGACAGUGGCGUGGGUGCACAUCGGGCAGGUGAUCAUGUCCAUCUGCACCAAGGCCCAGAACAAGGAGCACAUGGUGGAGGCGCUGCACCGAGCCAAGUUCAAGUUCCCGGUGUGCCAGAAGAUCCACAUCUCCAAGAAGUGGGGAUUCACCAAGUUCAAUGCCGAUGCCUUCGAGGAGAUGGUGGAGAUGAUAGGACAAGGGGAAAUGGUUUAUAUUGCAAUGACAAAUGCAGAAAAGAUGGAGUACAUUGAAGCUGAAGGGCCUUCAGGAUGA
Molecule: messenger RNA, 676 nt
Organism: Egretta garzetta (little egret)
Lineage: Eukaryota; Metazoa; Chordata; Aves; Pelecaniformes; Ardeidae
Product: 60S ribosomal protein L10-like
Exons: 2
Coding region: 152-676 (174 amino acids)
Biological process (GO): ribosomal large subunit assembly; translation
Cellular component (GO): ribosome; cytosolic large ribosomal subunit
Molecular function (GO): structural constituent of ribosome
Source: RefSeq, a predicted model, not a curated record